ACAGCAGAAUUCAGAAUUCCGGAUUCCAAUUCUCCAUUUCAGUCUUAAAUAUCUACAUCAAAACAGGAUAUAAGGGUUUCUAUUUUUCUAAGAAGAAAUAAACUAAUUUUCUUAAAAAAAUGAAAAUUAGGGUUGCCAUAAAUAAUCUAAAACAUAAUAAAACCAACCGUCAAAUCUCCCCAAAACCCAACACAAGCAAAAACUACACGUCUUGUCCAAAACCCAAAGAACAAAGCCCCUUUCCCCUCCCCGGAUUGCCCUCUUCUGCCAUUUUGUCGAACACCUCCCCCGAUCGCGCGACUCCGGCCAUGGCGGAACACUCCGACGCGGCUGCGGCCGUAACUGCGCGGCUACUGGAGCUCGCGGCCGACAACGACUCCACGGCGCUCGGGGACCUCCUCGCGGUACACCCGUCGCUUGCCGACGAGCCCGCGCCGUGGUACUCCCCGGCGCGCGGCGCGGAGCCUAUGACCCCGCUCAUGGUCGCGGCGGCGUACGGGUCCGUGGCCUGCAUCGAUGUCCUACUGUCGCCGCUCCACCUGGCCGAUCCCAACCGCGCCUCACCGUCGUCCCUCUCCACCGCGCUCCACCUCGCAGCCGCCGGCGGCGCCUCCGCUGCGCCGGCUGCGGUAUCCCGUCUCCUAGCUGCUGGCGCCGACCCCACGCUGCUCGACCAUCUCCAUCGCCGGCCGUCCGACCUCGUCGCCCUCCCACCCAACUCGCUCCCGCUCAAGAACCACCUCCUCUCCCUCCUCGGAGGGCGCAAGGAGUGGCCGCCGGAUCCCUCCCUCCCCGACAUCAAGAACGGUGCCUACGCCUCCGACGACUUCCGUAUGUACUCCUUCAAGGUGCGCGCGUGCUCGCGCGCCUACUCCCACGACUGGACGGAGUGCCCCUUCGUCCACCCCGGCGAGAACGCGCGGCGGCGGGACCCGCGCAAGUACCACUACAGCUGCGUGCCCUGCCCGGAGUUCAAGAAGGGGGCUGGAUGCCGGAGGGGUGACAUGUGCGAGUACGCGCACGGCGUGUUCGAGAGCUGGCUCCACCCGGCGCAGUACAGGACGCGGCUGUGCAAGGACGGCCUCGCCUGCGCGCGGCGCGUCUGCUUCUUCGCGCACACGCCUGAGGAGCUCCGUCCACUGUACGUGUCGUCUGCGGGGUCGCGCAGCGCGAUGGGAAUGGGGCUGCCGUCGCCGGGUGCGUCGUUCACGCCGCCGCUCUCGCCUUCUGGCGGGGGAAGCGGUGUGGCCGGCGCGUGGCCGCAGCCCAACGUGCCCGCGCUGUGCCUCCCCGGGAGCGCGGGGAACCUUCAGCUGAGCCGGCUGCGCACUUUGAUGAGCGCGCGCAGCAUGGCAGUGGACGAGCUGCUCGCCUCGGCGGAUUACGACGGGCUCGUCGGGUCGCCAGCCUCUCUGCGGUCGGCGAGGGGAAAGACGCUCGUGCCGUCCAAUCUUGACGAUCUGUUCUCGGCGGAGAUGGCGGGCGCCGCGGCAUCUCACUCGCCUCGGUACGCAGACCAGGGCGGCUCUGCUUUCUCGCCGACGCGUAAGGCCGCCAUGCUGAACCAGUUCCAGCAGCAGCAGAGCUUGCUGUCUCCUCGGGCCACGGUUGUCCCUGAGCCGGUGUCUCCGAUGAGCUCCAGGUUGCUCUCGGCCCUUGCGCAACGGGAGAAGAUGCAGCAGCAAACGCUGAGAAGUAUGAGCUCUCGUGACCUGGGCUCCGGCGCCUCCGUCCUGGUUGGCUCACCGGUUACCUCUAGCUGGUCCAAAUGGGGAAUCCCCCCGAGCACACCAGAUUGGGGUGCUGACGCCGAGGAGCUUGGCCGCCUCAAGCGAUCCUCGUCCUUUGAGCUCCGGAGUGGUGCCAACGGUGAUGAGCCGGACCUCUCAUGGGUCAAUACCCUUGUGAAGGAGCCAACGCCGGAGAAGCCAUCCAUCAACGGGACAGCCGCAAAGGAGUCUAUUGCUUCUUUGAGCCAGGCUGUAAGUCAUGAGGAUAUCGGCGGUGAGGACGACACUGCCGGGGUCAUCGGUGGCUGGCUUGAACAGCUCCAGCUCGAUGAGAUGGUAGUCUAGAACAAACACAAACAUAAAUCAAACAAGAAAGGUGCCAUUUUUUCCCCUGUGAUCCACCAUUUGCUUCAACAACUUGCUACAUCUACCAACCUUCAUACCUUGCUGGUAAUUACUGGUGGAUACAUUCUUUUGGAGUUGGUUAGUGUAGGUGUUGAGAUUUCUAUCACCAUUUAGGGUCCACCACAAGUGAGAAAUUAAGGAAUGGAAACCUAGCCAAUUUUAUGGAAUUUCCACAUCCCAUGCUUCAUGUAAAGGAGUAGUAGGGUGACUUGUCGUUGCUUCAAACGCUUCUAAGGCCUGCAAUGGUAUUGUACUACGCAGGAUUGUGUCAGAUGACUUCAUUUCACUGCAUAACUCAAGGGGUGUUUGGUUUCUAGGGACUAAUGUUUAGUCCCUAGAUUUUA
Molecule: messenger RNA, 2479 nt
Organism: Zea mays
Lineage: Eukaryota; Viridiplantae; Streptophyta; Magnoliopsida; Poales; Poaceae
Product: zinc finger CCCH domain-containing protein 67
Exons: 1
Coding region: 120-2075 (651 amino acids)
Molecular function (GO): protein binding; metal ion binding
Source: RefSeq, a predicted model, not a curated record